Messenger RNA from Eriocheir sinensis (Chinese mitten crab), 1077 nucleotides. RefSeq lists its product as uncharacterized. The record is from RefSeq and is a predicted model, not a curated record. The transcript is spliced from 6 exons. The coding region runs from base 163 to 981 and encodes 272 amino acids. Lineage: Eukaryota; Metazoa; Arthropoda; Malacostraca; Decapoda; Varunidae.
GGUGGCGAGCUACGGACAGCAUAAAGUAGCAGGCUACAAAAGGAUUCUGAAGUUGGGAGUAUACGCUCAGCUGCACGUUGCGUCGGCUCUGGUCGCUUCUUCUGACACUGAGUAUGAGUCAAUCAUCAGCACGAGAUUUCAUCUACGUAGUCAUUGGAAGAGAUGGCUGCCGAACAAGACUCUGAGAGUCAGCUACCUGACGUCGAGCGAUCACAGGCGGAGGCAGAUGAGAGACCUCGGCAGGGCUACAUAGAAAGGGACACGACGGACCGAUGGAAAAAGGCCUCCUUCGUUCUUGCAGCUGCUGCCAUCCUUCUUUUAAUUGGUCUGGCUACUUCUCUUGGAGUCUUUCUCGCCAAAACUGAGUGCGAGCCGCCUUCAACAUUGAAUAAUGCCACAACCACCUUCCUGGGGUCGGCUGUCCCUGGCACUGAGGUGGAUUAUUUCUGUCAUGCGCCUCUCUUCUUCCCCGGCGGCUCCCCGUCCUUCACUGUCACUUGCAACAACGAUCUUCAGUGGAGCCCUGAGGUGCCUCUAUGCGGCAUCUAUAGCAGUCGGCAGUGUACGUUCCCCGAUCAGAACCUCACCCUCGCCAGCAGUCCUGCUAACCCCGCCGGCCUUGAAGUGAAGCUCACCCUAGACGGUUCCUCCCCACCGCAAACAGUGCAGCUUGACAUCCCCAGAUACGAGAACGACCUUUGUGCCUACGGCGGUACACUGCAGAACACGGCUACCUUUCUUUCAGGAAGACAGAGGUCUCCUGCAUUACUAGCGGCUACCACAUUGGAUAACGAGACGGCGGUGGUUGUUGUGGUCGUCUUCGAGAGUGUGGACCCCACGCAGCUUUUCGAGGUGCGUGUGAGAAGCGUUGGAUUCAGUUUGGCCGUCACGGUGCUGCAGGAAGCCAUCAUAGAGACUAUCAUAACCUCUUACCCCGCCAACUCCACGACCACAGCGGCUAUGAGCACAUCUGCCGUCUAGUGCUUCACCCAUCCUGUGGGCAUCACCACCGAUACUACCCUGAUCUUCCUCCUUACCUUCUUUGCAACAGCUACUAUAUAUACAAGAGUUAACCAG